GUCUCCGGCUUCCGCUCCAGGACCGAAAUGGCAACUCCGGCAGUCUCCUCGACAUCAGUCACGCUAGGCGCCCCACCACGCGCUUCCGCACUACUAAUUCUCUGGACUAGCUUCUGACCACGAGCAUGGCACCCCGCAGCCACAUGGUCGGGCGACAGCAGGCCGAUCCCCACCCUCAGGCCGCUUGGCGCUUCUUGGCCACUCCGCCUCGAGCCGCCCUUGUUACCCCAGGAUUUCUCCACGUCCCCAACUUACACGGGGUUGUAGACCCGUGGUCCCCCAGACUGGCCCACGGCAUCUCAGGGCAGAAGGCCGGUUGACAAGUAUA
Molecule: messenger RNA, 328 nt
Organism: Microdochium trichocladiopsis
Lineage: Eukaryota; Fungi; Ascomycota; Sordariomycetes; Xylariales; Microdochiaceae
Exons: 1
Coding region: 126-320 (64 amino acids)
Source: RefSeq, a predicted model, not a curated record